Messenger RNA from Monoraphidium neglectum, 3756 nucleotides. RefSeq lists its product as hypothetical. Lineage: Eukaryota; Viridiplantae; Chlorophyta; Chlorophyceae; Sphaeropleales; Selenastraceae. Bases 1 to 3756 code for a protein of 1251 amino acids. Gene Ontology annotation, biological process: establishment of mitotic sister chromatid cohesion; replication-born double-strand break repair via sister chromatid exchange; regulation of gene expression. Gene Ontology annotation, molecular function: chromatin binding. Gene Ontology annotation, cellular component: Scc2-Scc4 cohesin loading complex. The record is from RefSeq and is a predicted model, not a curated record. The transcript is spliced from 9 exons.
AUGGCUGUGGGAAUUCAUGGCGGACUGGAGGACAGCGUCGCAGCAGCGGCUGCGCGCCUGGGUGCAGCAGUGCUGCACGCGUCAUGCGCGCUGCUGUCGGAGCCUCUGUACGUCUCCGCCAACGGCGUUUUUGCCUGCCUCUUGGGAGGCGAGGAGGCCGCCAAUUUGCUGGUGAUGUGCCACUGUGCCACCUGCCGCAGCACGCGGCCGCUGGUGUGGGCCACAUCGGCGGACGGCGCCCCCCAGCCCGGCAGCAGCUCCAUCCAUAGCCUUGCUGGCUGGGCGGUGCAUGUGGGGCUCGCGGCGCCGGACGAGGCGGCGGACAUGGGCCUGCUCGCAGAAGCUGCUCCGCAGCUGCUUCAUCGCAUCAUGGCCGGCGAGGACGAGGAUGCGGACCUGCACAAAAGCUCGCUGGCGGAGGCGCUGAUGCUCCGCGCGGCGCGCCUGGGCGGCGGCCCCGCGCUGGCCGGCCGCCGCUGCUUUGUGCUCGACGUGUCGGAGGCGGCCGCUGCGGCAGAGUUUGUGCCAGCAGCCGCGGUCGCUGCACAGGGCCAGCAGCGGCAGGGCCAUGAAGAUGGCGUGGCUGGGCUCGACAUGGAGGCAGGGGUGGCCGCGGGAGGCCUGCAGCUGCCGGUUUCCGCCUGGGUUGAGGCGCGAGCCGAGGCUUGGGACGAGGGGCAGCAGCUGCUGCUGCUCUCCAUUGAGGGCCAUAUAGUGGGGGUUUACCUUGGAGCCUGCUGGCUUCACUGGGGCGACCACCCGCCCGCUCCCGGAGAGCUGCCCGUGCCAUCUCCAGCGAUCGCGCCGCUUCCGCAAAGCCUUCUCUCGCACUGGGCAGCCGAUGCCGCGCCGCGCGCUGCGUCGCCGCCGCUUGCGAGAGCGCCGCCGCCGCAACAGCGGCGGCGCUCUCACAAGCGGCGUCGCAGGGGGGAUGCUGGUGACUCAUCUGAUGAGGAGUGGGUGCCCGACGAGCCGCCGCCAGCGCCGGUCGCAGCGGCGGCGGCGGCGCCGCCGCCGCCGCCGGCGCCCGCGCUGACUCCAGCAGACGUCGCGGCCCUGCUGGCCGGCGCACAGCCUGGCGCAGGGGUGGGGACGCCAGCAGCCGGCGGCGGCCCGGUCGGUGUUGUGGAGGGCGGUGAGGUCGAGGUGCUCUUCACUUACCUGCUGAAGGACCCGCGCCCUAUCAAGGGCUGCCACACCACCUCCAUCCGCCUGCCCCGCGAGCGCUUCCUCGACCGCGCCUUUGCCGCCGACGGGCUGCCCGCCGGCCGCAUGCCGGUCUGGCUGCAGCUGGACGGCCGCCUGCGUGGCGCCGGCAUUGGUGGGGCCGCCGGCGGCGAUGGCGGUGGCAGGGACGCGGGGUCAUCCGUGGAGGUCCGGUCCGUCAUCGACCCCCGGACCGGCAAGGGCUGCGGCGAGGCGCACGGGAAGAUGAAGAGGCUGCUGGGGGAUCUGAUCUGGAAGGCCGUGAUCCUGGGCUUCGGGCGCGCGCGCGGCGCGCGCGAUGGGCGGGAGGGGCUGCUGCUGAUUGCUGAGCGGAGGGAGGGGCUGGAGGCGCUGGCUGCUGCAGAGGCGGCGCGGCGCCAGGCCAAGCCGGGCAAGGCCGAGGGCACGCCAGCAGACGGCGGCGGGGCGGCGGCCAGUGCGCGGGCGGCUAGUCGCCCGCAGUCGGGGGCGCUCAAGCGGCGGCAGUCCGGGGCAUCAGAGCUGGGGAUGGAUGGCGAGGGGCGGCCGUCCAAAGCUCAGAGACGCGCGGAGCGCAUUCCUGUGUCAGUUGAUAGAGACUCGUUUUGGUACAGCCAGGGCAAGCUCGUCACCGCCCUGGUGGUGCACAGCGGCCUGCACCUGCCGCGCAGCUGGGUCAAAUCAGCCGGUCUCGCGCCGCCGUCCAGGGAGGCCAAGUCCAGGCAGCUGUCAGUGAGGCUGCUCGAGCCUGCAGGCUCUGGCGGCGAGACCCUCGAAGGCGACACGGCAGGGGCGGCGCAGGGGGGGCAGCUCGCAACUGGCGGCUGCAGGGCCCCGCCCGUGGUGGAUGGCAGCGCCGAGGCAGUGAGCGGUGGAGCGGCGGCGGUGGAGUUAGGCGCGGCAGCUGAUGCUCACGACACCACUGGGCAUUUGGAGAUCGCCCAUGACGCGGGCGCCGCGCCCGGUGCUGACUUGGCUGCCGCUGCGCCGGCGGCCGGCGGGCCGGCAACGCUGCAGGCGACGGCGGCGGGCAGCGGCUGCGGAGGCCAUGGCAUGGAUAUUGGCCUGGCACAUGAGGGGUCCAGCAGCCAGGGGCAGGGAGCCGCGGCUGAAGGUGGCAGGGACGCCAGAGGUGGUGCUGGUGCUGGCGGCGAUGGUGGCAAUGGUGGUGGGGCUGGCAGUGGCGUUGUGGUGGACAGGGAGGAGGAUGCCGCCAUGGAGGACGCACCCUUGUCACAAGCCGGCGAAGGCUGCAGCGCCCCCUCGCCUGCGCCUCCUGCCGCGCGCUCUGGCAGCGGCAACGGCGGCGGCACCACACCUGUGCCAGCGCCGGCGCAGGCAGCGGCUGGCGGCAGCCCUCCGGCCGUCCCUUCCUCGCUCCCAUCGACACCGGCGGCGCCUUCAGCGGGCAUGGCGCGCCCGAGAGGGCCGUGGCAGGUGGUGGCAAGCAGUGAGGUGAAGCUGACCCAGGGCAUGCACACCAAGCACACGAGCCAGCUGCAGUACAAGCUGCAGCACAAGGCCUUCCAGGAGCUCUUCAGGGACCACGUGGGGUGGUACAUUUUGGGGGCAACCAAGUCGGGCGAUGGCGCCAUUGACGUGUUCAUUCGGCGCCCCACGCAUGAGGAGGUGCUGGCGCAGGCUGCGGCCGCGGAGGCGGCAGCGGCAGCCCAUGCGGCGGCAGAGGCGGCAGCCGCAGAGGCGGCAGCGGCGGAGACGGCAGCGGCGCUCGCGGCAGCAACACCAGUGGACGAGGCUGGUUCCAAUGCAGCAGGCGGCACUGGCAUUGGCGGGGGCGCAGGCCAGCAGCUGAGCGAGCGGGCGAAGACUGCAGCGCCCACAACAGGGGAGGUCCAGCAACCACCUCUGGGAGGUCAUCCAGCUGUGGCGGAUCCAGCUGGUGCUGGUAUGGUCAAUUUGCAGCAGCAGGGGCAGCAGCCGCCGCAGCAGCAGGAGCAGGAGCAAGAACAGCGUGAACAGGAGCAGCAGCAGCAGCAGCAGCAGCAGCAGCAGCAGCAGCAGCAGCAGCAGCUGCAGGAGGAGGAAGAGCAGCAGCAGCAGCAGCAGCAGCGGCCGCAGCAACAGCAGCAGCAGCAACAGCAGCGGCAGCAGCAACAGCAGCAGCAGCAGCAGUCGCAUCCGCACCCACUCUUCAUCACGCCGCCGCCUCCGGCGCAAGUGGCACCCAUGGUCGGCGCUCCGCCCCCCGCAGUGCCGUCCACCAGCGGCACGAUGGUCGGUGGCGCCACCACCGCUGCUGACGCCCUGGAGGAUGGCGGACAAGUGUCAGCCGCGCUGCGCGCCCUGCAGCUGCCAGAAGCGUCCGCAGGCCCCGGCGAUGCUGAUGCGCUGCGUGCGGCGGCGCUUGUCGCGGACAAGGGGGUGGCUCUGGCAGCGGCAGCGCUGGGCUUGGACCGGCAGGCACAACGGGUCGUGCUCAAGGCAUUCGCCCUGGCGGCGCGCGACCCAGACCGCCGCUGGAGCCUGGUGGCAUUCGACUACCGGGACCUGCGGCAGGCGUGCGCGGAGGGCGAUGCAGAGUGGGCGCGGGACAUACUGGCCGGACUCUGA